GCCACACUUUGUCUAUGACAUCAGUUUCAGCUUUGCUGUCCAAUUUUGAUUCGUAAAACUUUCUGCAAACUUGCGCAAAAUAGCAACUAGUCAAUAAACUGUCGAAGAUAAGUAAUCGCAGUGCCCAACAUAAUGGCCGAUCCAAAAUUUCAAAACCUGCCCGGCAUUGCUUAUGACCAGCCGGAUGUUUUUGAGACUCCCGACGAUCCGGAGGUCGACACGUCCGACUACUAUGAAGAGGAGCCAGAAAACGAGGCCAUUGAGCGAUUGCACAUUUCGCCAAGCAUUGCCCACAAACGUUUUAGCAACGCAACGCUUGAGGGAAACGUCGACUUCACGGAUCGGAUUGGACGUCGCUUGUGCCGGGGCUAUGAUGUUCGAGGCGGGGAAUAUGAGCUGGUGGGCCUCGGUGAAAAGGAGACGCCAGUGCAAAAGUGUCAACGCUUGCAAAUUGAAAUGAACGAACUACUCGAUGAAGUGGCCGCUUUGCAAGUAGAUAGAAAGAUUGCCGACGAAGAGAAGAAAUCCUAUGAUGCAGUCGCUACUGUGAUAAGCACAGCCAAGAGAGUAUUGGAUACGUUGAAGCUUGAGCAAGUGCUGGGCAAAGAGCAAAUGCCCAAUGAUAAGCAAGUGAAAGCACUUGUCGCACAAGUCGAAGAAUUUAAACAAUCGGGCGUGCUAACGGCUCUGCCCACACCUGGCACGGAUUUGGCAGCGACAGCACGCAUAGCGAAUCUCGAACAGCGUCUGCAUCAGCUGGAAAAGGCUGUAGGUGCACAGCCCGAGAAACUCAGUCGCCUCACAACCGUCACUAACACAUCCAAUGUGCUCGAGGCGGUCCGGCAUUUGAGCACCAAGGCUGCUCUGCUCCAGCCGGACAAACUGGAUGCGAUUGAGCAACGUCUGACUACAUUAACUGGCAAAAUGGAUGCAAUCGCCGAAAAGUCCAGCGGCAGCACACAGGACGCCAAACGUGAUCAGAAGGUUGCAGAGCUCUACGACCUGGCCAAACGUACCGAGCCAGUUGUUGAGAUGUUGCCACAUGUUAUUGAAAGAAUGCAAGCACUCGAAGCUUUGCAUAAAUAUGCUAACAACUUUGCUAAGAUCAUAGCGGAAAUCGAGCAAAAACAAGGCACUAUUACCACCAGUUUGGUCAAUAAUAAGGAGCUUUUACAUUCUGUGCAGGAAACGUUUGCUCAAAAUUUGGAAACAAUCAAUGCUAAAGUCGCUAAAGUUGAGCAAAGAGUUGCCGCUGUAACUAAGGCUAAAUAAAUAAGCUCAAUAUAAUAAACAUG
Drosophila arizonae is the source of this 1295-nucleotide messenger RNA. RefSeq names its product dynactin subunit 2 (gene DCTN2-p50). Gene Ontology annotation, biological process: microtubule-based process. The record is from RefSeq and is a predicted model, not a curated record. NCBI's taxonomy places the organism in Eukaryota, Metazoa, Arthropoda, Insecta, Diptera, Drosophilidae. Gene Ontology annotation, cellular component: dynactin complex.